ACGUUCUUCUUAUUUUGUAGUGACAACUAGCAUCUCAAAACUCAGAUUGAAGAGAUUGAUCUAUCAUUACCCAAAAGCCAAUUCAGUCACGCACGGAGAUUUUCCUGCCGCUAUGGACGACGGCAGCAAGAAGGCCUAUGCUGUUGCCAUCUCUGUACAGCUCGUGUACACCGGCAUGUUCGUGAUAUCCAAGGCGGCCUUCGACCAUGGCAUCAACACCUUCGUCUUCAUGUUCUAUCGCCAGGCUGCUGGCUCCCUCCUCCUCCUGCCUCUCGCCCUUCUCCGCCAUUACAGGAUGGAGCAUGUGAAGCUCAAGAGCUGGUCAGGUGUAGCCAAGCUCACCGGCGUCGUGCUUUGCCUCGCCGGGGUCUUGGUCAUCGCCCUCUACGCCGGGCCGUCGCUGAGCCCCGUCAACCAUCGCCGCGCCUUCGCCUCCCACGGUUCAGGGCCGUCAGGGGCAAAUGUUGCUACACGCAGUGCCUGGGUCAAAUGGACGUUCCUGAUGGUCCUCGCCAACACGAUGUGGUCUCUGCUGAUUGUUCUCCAGGCUCCAUUGCUCGAGGAAUGCCCUGAUAAGAUCCUCGUCACGGCGGCGCAGUGCGUUUUCAGCACGGCGCAGUCAUUUGUCGUCGCCGUGGUCGCCGAGAGGGACUUCUCCAGGUGGAAGCUCAACUUUGACGUCAGCUUGCUCGCCAUCUUCUACUCGGGGUUUGUAGUGAUGGGAUUGGGCUACUACCUGCAAGCUUGGUGCGUGGAGAUGAAAGGCCCCGUCUUCCUCGCUGCCUGGACCCCGUUCUGCUUCAUCUUCACAAUGUUCUGCUCCUCCUUCUUCUUGGGAGAGAUCGUCCACCUUGGCAGCAUUGUAGGUGCAGCCCUGUUGGUUGGUGGUCUUUACAGUGUAUUAUGGGGUAAAAGCAAGGAGGCCAAGAUAGAACCGUGCAAGGAGGUGACUAAUAAGAUUGAUAAUCCAGUUGAUGAAAACAUCAAGCAGAAUUAUGAAGAGAUGCUAGGAGAAAUUGCCCCAUGAUCAUGGGUGGAGAUUUCAAUAUCCUGAGAUACAGCUCAGAUAAAAAUAAAAAAUUCUUUGCUAAUAAGUACUCAGAUCUUUUCAA
Panicum virgatum (switchgrass) is the source of this 1112-nucleotide messenger RNA. Its product is annotated as WAT1-related protein At5g64700-like. The coding region runs from base 113 to 1027 and encodes 304 amino acids. Gene Ontology annotation, cellular component: plasma membrane. Gene Ontology annotation, molecular function: transmembrane transporter activity. The record is from RefSeq and is a predicted model, not a curated record. Lineage: Eukaryota; Viridiplantae; Streptophyta; Magnoliopsida; Poales; Poaceae. The transcript is spliced from 5 exons.